Molecule: messenger RNA, 1484 nt
Organism: Rosa rugosa (rugosa rose)
Lineage: Eukaryota; Viridiplantae; Streptophyta; Magnoliopsida; Rosales; Rosaceae
Product: flotillin-like protein 4
Exons: 2
Coding region: 1-1470 (489 amino acids)
Biological process (GO): protein localization to plasma membrane
Cellular component (GO): plasma membrane raft; plasma membrane
Source: RefSeq, a predicted model, not a curated record
AUGUAUAAGAUAGCAAGCCCAUCGGAGUAUCUAGUUAUCACCGGUGCCGGAAUCAAAGACAUCAAGAUCGCAAAGAAGUCAUGGGUGCUCCCCGGCCAGUCCUCGGUGGUCAUCGACCUAUCUCCAGUCAACUACACCUUCGAAGUCCAAGCCAUGAGCGCCGAGAAGCUUCCUUUCAUCCUCCCCGCCGUCUUCACCGUCGGUCCACGCGCCGAAGACAUGGAGGCCCUCCAGAAGUACGCCAAGCUCAUUUCCAACCACGACAAGAACUCCAACCAUGUCAAGGAGCUCGUCCAGGGCAUCAUCGAGGGCGAGACACGUGUGCUCGCGGCCUCGAUGACGAUGGAGGAGGUCUUCAAGGGGACUAAAGAGUUCAAGAAGGAGGUUUUCGAGAAGGUUCAGCUGGAGUUGGAUCAGUUCGGGCUUUUGAUAUACAAUGCCAAUGUUAAACAGUUGGUGGACGUUAGGGGACAUGAGUAUUUCAGUUACUUGGGGCAGAAGAUUCAGAUGGAGGCUGCCAACCAGGCCAAGGUUGACGUGGCCGAGGCCAAAAUGAAGGGAGAGGUUGGCUCUAAGCUGAGGGAGGGGAAGACUUUGCAAAACGCAGCCAAGAUCGACUCCGAGACGAAGAUCAUUUCGACUCAGAGGCAAGGGGAGGGGAAGAAGGAGGACAUUACGGUGAAAACGGAGGUCAAGGUUUAUGAGAAUCAGAGAGAAGCUGAGGUGGCUAAAGCGAAUGCUGAGCUGGCAAUGAAGAAGGCAGGGUGGGCUAAGGAGGCUCAGGUGGCCGAGGUUGAGGCGGAGAAGGCGGUGGCGAUGAAGGAUGCGGAGUUGCAGAAGGAGGUGGAGAGGAUGAAUGCAUUGACUAUGACUGAGAAGCUCAAGGCUGACUUCUUGAGCAAGGCUACUGUCGAAUAUGAAACCAAGGUACAAGAGGCAAAUUGGGGGUUGUACAAGCAACAAAAAGAGGCGGAAGCAAUUCUUUACCAGAGGGAGAAAGAAGCGCAGGCUCAAAAAGCAAUGGCAGAGGCAAAAUUCUAUGCAUGUAAACAAGCAGCUGAUGGAGAAUUCUAUGCCAAGAAGAAAGAGGCUGAGGGACUAAUUGCACUUGGACAAGCCCAGGGUGUGUACCUGCGCACUCUUUUGGACUCAUUGGGAGGCAACUAUGCAGCCUUGAGGGACUUCUUGAUGAUCAAUGGUGGGAUGUUUCAAGAAAUUGCUAAGAUUAAUGCCGAGGCUGUGCGAGGGCUUGCGCCAAAGAUUAGUAUCUGGACUAAUGGCGGGGAGGGCGUGGAUGGUGGUGGCAACAAUGAAAAUGCAGCUAUGAAGGAGGUUGCUGGAGUUUACAAGAUGUUACCACCGUUGUUCAAGACAGUGCAUGAACAAACUGGAGUGCUGCCUCCCAGUUGGAUGGCUACUUUGCCUGAUAAAUCUCCGUCAGGCAGCUCUGGCGACUUGACUUCAAAUUGAAAUGUGCACAUGCA